AGCUAUCAUACAAAUUAAUUUACGGGCAAGAUUUAAAAAAAAUAAUUACCUUCCUUGGUGGGUUAUUUAUUGUAAUUUUAAUAGUAAUAGAAAAAUUUCGCCCCGCAAUGGUGAAAUUCUAGUGUGAUGUUUACAUAUGACAUCUGUCACAAUAACACCCAGUUUCCCUGCCGAUGAUUUCCAUCCGAAGAAAAAACAAGGGAAACCGCACCACGAUCAACCAGCGCUCAACGUGCUUUGGAUAGCCGCACAAUUUUCCUCCAUUCGUCCAAUUUUACGUAAAUACUCCGGCGACGGUAUGUCUGGUGCUAGUGCCCGUUCGCUAAAAAUCUUCGUCGGCAACAUCGCUUGGACCGUGGGCCACCGGGAGUUGCGUAACUACUUCAGCCAGUUCGGCAAGGUGUCGUGGGCCCAGGUAGUGUUCGACCGGAAGUCCGGACUGUCCAAGGGGUACGGGUUCGUGUCGUUCCAGAAGAAGUCGGCGCUGGAAAAUUUGGAACGCAACCAGAAGCACGUACUGGACAAUACGCCCAUCUUUUUCCAGCAAACGGAUUAGCUACGGGGGAAGGGGGGCAAACAUCACCGUAGAGGUGUAGCCGUGUAGGGCUUGUUUUGUAGUUGGGGUAGUAGGUUACUUUAGGAUAUGCGAUAGGAGGAAAAACACACACACACACACACAAACACGGUAUGGCGGAUUUGGCGGAAGGAUUGGAGGACAAUCCGCUCGAUGCAGGGUUCGAGAAGGCGAGCAAAUUUCUUCAGCACAGCACCGACCUGUUCAAGCAGGACCAGCUGCUACAGUUUUAUGGGCUGUACAAGCAGGCCACCGUUGGACCGUGCAAUGUGCCGAAGCCGGCUAUAUACAGCAUGGCGGCACGGGCUAAAUGGUACGCCUGGGACAAGGUUAAACAUCUCGAUCCGACCACCGCCAAACAGGAGUACGUACGGCUAAUGGAUCAGCUUGCACCCGACUGGAACGCGAAUAGCACCGGCGAAGCGGGCUGGGUGUCCGUGUCCAGGCCGAAGCGUCCGUCAGAAACCGGGCCGGAGGAGACGAACAAAUCGCUGAUCGAUCGCAUCAAGGAGGACGAUCUGGACGGUGUGCGGGAAGCGAUCCGGCACGGGGACAGUGCCGCCACGGUGAACGUGCUCGACCACGAAGGGCUGGCCGCAAUACACUGGGCAGCGGAUCGUGGGAAUGUUGACGUGCUGGCCUGCCUGCUUACCGUCGACGGGAUUGACGUCGACCUGCGCGCUGCGGAUGGACAAACCGCGUUGCAUUAUGCAUCCAGCUGCGGGAACGUAGAAUGCCUUCAGCUGCUGCUAACACAUGGCGCGGACCGUACCAUCCGGGAUGGGGAGGGUGAAACGUGUAGUGACGUUGCUUACAAUCAAGCAAUAAAAGCUUUUCUUGCGUGAUUAACGAACCAACGAA
This is a messenger RNA of Anopheles stephensi (Asian malaria mosquito), 1435 nucleotides long. Its product is annotated as SRA stem-loop-interacting RNA-binding protein, mitochondrial-like. Gene Ontology annotation, molecular function: RNA binding. Bases 137 to 556 code for a protein of 139 amino acids. NCBI's taxonomy places the organism in Eukaryota, Metazoa, Arthropoda, Insecta, Diptera, Culicidae. The transcript is spliced from 2 exons. The record is from RefSeq and is a predicted model, not a curated record.